CUCAUUUUUUUUUUUUCCUUUCUUUCCAAUUUAUUUUUUCACCAACCCCACUUCUGCUCUUUCUUUUCAUUUUUUUCUUGUUUUUUUUUUCUCCACACAUGAGUUGACUUCCCUAACCUCUUGCAUAGCCUGUAUCUUCUUUUUCUCUUUUCUUUUGAUGUUUUUCGGUGAGUAGAGGAAGAAAAAAUACAGUCGAAGGAGGAAGUAAUCCUCCUCCACCACAAUACAUUGUAUUUUGGUGCUGUAUAUUUUUGUCCCCUAUAAUUAAAUAAAGCCAAAAAUCCAUACACAGGAGUAAAGAACCAUCAGUCACAGUUGGAAGCAAGAGCGAAAAUUCAUAGACAUCCCAAAGCCGAUCAACGAGCAAACCAUCAACAAAAAUUUUCUGAUUUUCCCUAAAUUUCUCUGCAAUCUCUUUACUGAGACUUAUGGAGAAAGCUAACUACUGCUCAGGUGCCGUAGCACUCGUGGUUGGGGUCACUGGCAUGGCCGGCUUAAGCUUAGCCGAAGCCUUAAAGAACCCCAACGCCCUCGGUGGUCCAUGGAAAGUCUUCGGUGCGGCUCGGCGUCCGUUACCAAGCUGGUUUCCAACCUCCAUACUAGACGGCUUCCUCAACUUCGACGCCACAAGCUACGACGACACGUUUCGAAACCUCUCUCCCGUAUACAACCAAGUUUCUCAUGUCUUUUGGGUUGCCAUACAAGUCCGCGAAAACGAAGAAGCUAACGUCACCGUCAACGUCGUUAUGCUCUCCAACGUUCUCAACGUCCUCAAAUCCGCUCCGGCUUCCCGCCUCACCCACAUCACCCUCCAAACGGGUACCCAACACUACAUGGGUCCGAUCCAUGAUCCGACCCGUUCCGCCCAUCUCAACCCUCAUGACCCGCCUUUCCGUGAGGACUAAUCCCGCCUUCCUUACCCGAACUUUUACUAUGCGCUCGAAGACUUGGUGGAUUCCUACGCGCCUUCUAUUUCAUAUUCCGUGCACCGUUCGUCCGUCAUAAUAGGAUCGUCGUCUAGGAGUGUUUACAAUUCUCUACUGUCGUUGGCCGUUUACGGGGCGAUUUGUAAACACGAGGGAUUGAAAUUUCGGUUUCCCGGCACGCGCUACACGUGGGAGCAUUUCUGCGACAUGUCGGACGCACGUGUGUUGGCGGAGCAACAUAUUUGGGCAGCGGUCACGGCACGUGCGAAGAACCAGGCGUUUAACUGCACCAACGGUGAUUUUUUCACGUGGAAAAGUAUGUGGAAGGUGGUGUGUGAAGUAUUUGAUGUUGAAUUUGUGGAUUAUGAUGAGAGCCAAGAGCUUGAUUUUGUGGGUUUGAUGAAUGAGAAAGGAAAAGUGUGGGAUGAAAUCGUGGAAAAAUACGGUCUACACAAAACCAAGUUGGAAGAAAUUACUUGUUGGGCUGCGCUACAUAAUGUUUUGCAUUUUGGGUUUCAACAUGUUUCUAGCAUGAAUAAAAGUAGGGAAUUUGGGUUUUAUGGGUUUGCUGAUACCCUCAAGAGUGUUGGAUUUUGGGUACAGAGACUUAAGGACAUGAAAAUUAUACCCCCAUGA
Ziziphus jujuba (common jujube) is the source of this 1562-nucleotide messenger RNA. Its product is annotated as (S)-8-oxocitronellyl enol synthase CYC2. The record is from RefSeq and is a predicted model, not a curated record. The transcript is spliced from 2 exons. NCBI's taxonomy places the organism in Eukaryota, Viridiplantae, Streptophyta, Magnoliopsida, Rosales, Rhamnaceae.